UCUUAGGACCUCCGGCCUAGCCGGAUUCCAGGCAAGGGAGGCCACAUCCUCCUUUGGGGAGAGCGGGCUCGGGCCGGGCGGAAAGAGCUGGGGAGGACCUCCUCUCUGGCCGGGCCACACUGACCCAAAGGAACCAGCUUAUUCUCUCCCGACCCUGUCUCCCGUCCCCUAGAGCUGCCACGUGGGGAUGAGACUUGCGGGGUGGGUAGUGGGGGCGGCAACAGGAGGUCCGUGCCCCCAAAGCCUAGGCCACUGAACUCUGCAUUUAGGUCACUGGCCUACACUGCAAGUGAGCUUUAACCGUUCAUCUCUCCAUUAACCCAUUUUCCUUCUUCAGCCCCUCACCCUCGCUGACUUUUACUCUAUGCCGGGUCCAUUGGUAGAUUUUCUGAGAGAAUCUGACAGGCCCAGCCCUCUAGGAAUUUAAUCUAGAAUCUAGUGUAAAGAUUUUUAAAUACAUAAUUACAUUCAGAGUGAUUCCUACAAUGUUGGUGGCUUAAUAGAUAGCUUCAGAACCCAGAGGGAAAAGGAAGUAACUUGAGGGGAGGGGGGGAAGUGGAAAGCAACACAUCAGGGAAGGUUUCACUGAAGAAGGGACUUUUGACCUUGACUGGGCUUUGGAGGUUUACUAGGAGUUUGCAAAUUUACCAGAAUGGAAGGGAACAUUCCAGUAGGGGAAGCAGCGCAGGCUGCAGAGUUAUGAAAAGGCCUGCCAUGUUAGUGGAGCAGCAAGCAGCCCAAUAUUGCAAGAGAUUGUGGAGGACACCAUGAAGCAACUGCCAGUCUUGGAGCCUGGAGACAAGCCCAGGAAAGCAACAUGGUACACCUUGACUCUCCCUGGAGACAGCCCCUGUGCUCGAGUUGGCCAUAGCUGCUUAUAUUUACCCCCAGUUGGUGAUGCCAAGAGAGGGAAGAUCUUCAUUGUUGGGGGAGCAAAUCCAAACAGAAGCUUCUCAGACGUGCACACCAUCGAUCUGGGAACACACCGGUGGGAUUUGGCCACCUAUGAGGGCCUCUUGCCCCGGUAUGAGCAUGCCAGCUUUAUUCCCACCUGCACACCCAACAGGAUCUGGGUAUUUGGAGGUGCCAACCAAUCAGGAAAUCAAAAUUGUCUACAAGUCCUGAAUCCUGAAACCAGGACUUGGACCACACCAGAAGUGACCAGCCUGCCACCAUCCCCAAGAACAUUCCACACAUCAUCGGCAGCCAUUGGAAACCAGCUGUAUGUCUUUGGGGGCGGAGAGAGAGGCGCCCAGCCUGUGCAGGAUGUGAAGCUGCAUGUGUUUGACGCAAAUACUCUGACCUGGUCACAGCCAGAGACACUUGGAAAUCCUCCAUCUCCCCGACAUGGUCAUGUGAUGGUGGCAGCAGGGACAAAGCUCUUCAUCCAUGGAGGCUUGGCAGGGGACAAAUUCCAUGAUGAUCUCCAUUGCAUUGAUAUAAGUGACAUGAAAUGGCAGAAGCUAAGCCCCACGGGGGCUGCCCCAGGAGGCUGUGCUGCCCACUCAGCUGUGGCUGUGGGGAAGCACAUCUACAUCUUCGGUGGAAUGACUCCCACUGGAGCACUGGACAUGAUGUAUCAAUAUCACAUAGAAAAACAGCAAUGGACCUUACUUAAAUUUGAUACUUUCCUACCCCCUGGACGAUUGGACCAUUCCAUGUGUGUCAUUCCUUGGCCAGUGAUGUGUUCUUCUGAGAAAGAAGAUUCAAAUUCCGUCACUCUGAACUGUGAAGCUGAGAAAGGGAAUUCAGCCAACAAAGAAGUAACCCUGAGUGGUGACUCAUGUGAGGAAAGCCAGACCGAUGUGUUGGUCUGUUUUGUGUUUGGUGGGAUGAAUACAGAAGGGGAAAUCUACGAUGAUUGUAUUGUGACUGUGGUUGACUAAUAAAACCUACACUUUUAUUCUGUCAGAAAAGUUAA
Molecule: messenger RNA, 1921 nt
Organism: Microcebus murinus (gray mouse lemur)
Lineage: Eukaryota; Metazoa; Chordata; Mammalia; Primates; Cheirogaleidae
Source: RefSeq, a predicted model, not a curated record